Molecule: messenger RNA, 1574 nt
Organism: Ctenocephalides felis (cat flea)
Lineage: Eukaryota; Metazoa; Arthropoda; Insecta; Siphonaptera; Pulicidae
Product: zinc finger protein 431-like
Exons: 3
Coding region: 345-1574 (409 amino acids)
Biological process (GO): regulation of transcription by RNA polymerase II
Molecular function (GO): RNA polymerase II cis-regulatory region sequence-specific DNA binding; DNA-binding transcription factor activity
Source: RefSeq, a predicted model, not a curated record
GCGCGCUGAUAGUUGAUUUUAUUAUUUAUUUAUUUAAUUACUGUGCAAAAUUAUAAAUUAAAUCUAAUAAUAAAUAUAUUAUAUAAAUAAUUAAGUAUAAUUAUCAGUGUGUAUUAAAGUGCAGUGAUUGUGAGAUUGAUUGAUAAACAUAAAGGUAGGCAAUGGAUAAUUAAAGCUCAAUUGUACUUUUGUAUAUUUCAGCUCUGCAAUAAGCCAAAAGUUUGGAACAAAUAGUUUCACAUCUGUCAAAUAGAUUUUGAGGAAGGGGCCAUUUUGGCGACAUACAUUAUCCAAAACAGACCACAAUUAAUUCAAUAGCAUACUGAGUGCCCAAAUAUCUCAAAAUGUCAGGAGCUGCUGAUGAUCCGACAAUUAAAAUUGAACCACCAGAAUUUCCAAUGGAAGAAUCAUCAACCAAUCAUUUAGAAGAUGAUGAAACGUGUCUACAGAGGUUCAUGAACUCCAUAGUAAAGAUAGAAGAUGUCCAAUGGGAAUCAAUUCAAGGUCCUCCCUAUAAAUGUGACAAGUGUGAUAGAACAUUUAGAAAGUUGCAGUAUUUACAACAGCAUAUGGUAAAUCAUGAGGGUAAGGGUAAGACUUCUGCAGAUGCAAGAGUAGAUGAAAAAUCUUUUGCAUGUAAAAGAUGCAAUGAAAGUUUUAAAUCAAAAUAUUUUUUAAAACAACAUGCUUGUGCCAGACCUUCAAAUUGUACUGAUAAAGAAGAACUAAAAGCUAGAAAGAGAACUUGUCAAGUAUGCAAUAAGAAAUUCAAGCAAUCGAGUGAUAUGAAGAAACACAUGUUCAUUCACAGUGAUGAGUACCCCCACAGUUGUGAAAUAUGUCAUAAGGCAUUCAGACAAGUGAGUGCUUUGUAUUCACAUAUGUCUGUUCACAGUGAUGAAUGUCCUUACGAAUGUAAAAUAUGUCCAAAGGCAUUCAAAAAACCAAGUUACUUAAAAAGACAUAUGUACCAUCACACCGGGGAACGUCCACACAAAUGUGAACUAUGUGAUAAGGGAUUCCUAGAUUCAACAGCCUUCAAAGGCCAUAUGCUCAUGCACACGAAUGAACGGCCUCACAAAUGUAUAAUAUGUGAUAAAACAUUCAGACUACCAAAGGAUCUGAAAAAACAUAUGAAAAUCCACAUAGGCAGAGAACACCAUGAAUGUAAAUCAUGUGAUAAGACCUACACAAAUUUGUGUCAUUUGAGAGAACAUGAGCGUAUCCAUAGUGGGGAACGCCCCCACAAAUGUACAAUAUGUGAUGUCACAUUCAUCUACUUGAAUAGCUACAAGAGACAUAUGCUCCUUCACAAGGAACGCCAGUACCAAUGUAAAAUAUGUGAUAAGUCAUACACAAAUUCGAAUUUGUUGAAAGAACAUGGUCGUGCUCACACUGGGGAACGCCCCUACAAAUGUGAAAUAUGUGAUAAGACAUAUUUAAAAUCGAGUCAUAUGAAUUAUCAUAUGCUCGUUCACACUGGGGAACGUCCACACAAAUGUGAAAUAUGCCAGAAAACGUUCAUUCUGCGAGGCACACUGAAAAGGCACCUGCUUAUUCACACCAGAGAGUGA